UCGAUGAGAUGAGAAGUUAUUAACUUAUUACAUUACAUCACAUUUACACAGCAUAGCAGUGCGGUUGUUGGUUGAUCUGCCACCGAGUCUGCGACUGCGACUCCUGAAGAAGACGACAUAAAAUAAUCACUUUCAGUCGCAGUAACAGAAAAACAAAUUUGAAGGAUCAAUUUGUCAUUUGUCCAUCGCCAACAACCGCAGUUCCUCAUUCAUCGGAGAAGACAAUGACGAGUGAGUGUAAGAAAGAGCUGCUGAGUGAGAUUCAAUAUCUGGAAGAGAAGCAGAAACUACUCACUCGCUCUCAUUUUCCUCCUGAUUUUGUGUUUGGAGUUGCCACGUCUGCUUAUCAGAUUGAAGGCGGUUGCAAGGAUGGCGGUAGGGGUCCUAGUAUUUGGGAUUCUUUUUCACAUACCAAAGGAAAGAUUCUCGAUGGAAGCAAUGGUGAUAUAGCUGUCGAUCAUUUCCAUCGUUACUUGGAGGAUAUUGAUCUCAUUGCUAACUUGGGUUUUGAUGCUUAUCGAUUCUCUUUGUCAUGGUCUCGCAUCUUUCCUGAUGGUUCGGCAACCAAAGCCAAUGAUGAAGGAAUUGCAUUCUAUAACAGUAUCAUUAAUGCUCUUCUUGAAAAGGGUAUUCAGCCGUAUGUAACUUUGUACCAUUGGGAUCUUCCUUUGCAUCUUCAGGAGUCGAUUGGAGGAUGGUUGAAUAAGGAAAUUGUAAAAUACUUUGCAGUCUAUGCAGAAACUUGCUUUGCAAGUUUUGGCGAUAGAGUUAAGAAUUGGAUUACACUAAAUGAACCCCUUCAAACAUCAGUUAAUGGAUAUGAUACUGGGAUUUUUGCCCCUGGAAGACAUGAGGAAUCAGAAACAGAACCAUAUUUGGCUGCACACCACCAGAUCUUGGCUCAUUCUGCAGCUGUUUCUAUUUACCGGAGCAAAUACAAGGAAAAUCAAGGAGGACAGAUUGGUUUAGUGGUAGACUGUGAAUGGGCAGAACCUAAUUCAGACAAAAUUGAAGAUAAAAUUGCUGCUGGAAGGCGACUUGAGUUUCAGAUUGGAUGGUACUUGCAUCCAAUAUAUUAUGGAGAAUAUCCUGAAGUUAUGCGCAAAAUACUUGGAGAUAGACUCCCAAAAUUCUCAGAGGAAGAUAAGGAGUUACUCAGGAAUCCAAUUGAUUUUCUAGGCUUAAAUCAUUAUACGUCAAGAUUCAUAAGUCAUGUUGUGGAUAGCAAAGCAGAAACUUAUUACUAUAGGGCACAAUCAGCUGACAUACUUGCUCAAUGGGAAGGAGGUGAACCAAUUGGGGAAAAGGCAGCAUCAGAAUGGCUGUAUGUCUGUCCUUGGGGAAUUCGCAAGGUUAUCAAUCACAUAGCACAGAGAUACAACAAUCCUAGAAUUUAUAUUACUGAGAAUGGAAUGGAUGAUGAAGAAUCCGAUGCUCCGCUCCACGAAAUGCUAGAAGAUAAACUGAGAGUUCGUUAUUUCAAAGGAUACCUUGCUUCUGUUGCAGAGGCAAUCAAAGAUGGAGCAGAUGUGAGGGGAUACUUCGCAUGGUCAUUGUUGGACAAUUUUGAGUGGGCUCAAGGUUAUACGAAGCGUUUUGGUUUGGUGUACGUGGAUUACAAGAAUGGUCUCACCCGGCACCCAAAAUCUUCAGCAUAUUGGUUCAUGCACUUCUUAAAACAAGGCAGAGAAGGAAAUAUAGAGUUUCAAAGAAGAGUGGGAAACUUGCUGCUAGCAUAGUAACCAAAGAGAGAUUCUGAGUUAUCUCCAAUUCAGCAAAGGUUUGAUACUAAUACAACUAAAAUGUUUUUUUAGGCUGUAUGCUUGUGGUUUGAUACCUUUAUAAAAAAAUAUUGUGAUUGGCAAUGCUUUGAAUUUGAUCCAACGUUUUAAGCCACUAACCUUUUUUUGAAAAGGGUCAUCUUUUGUAUUUUGUGCUUUGAAUUGGAACCAGGUAGGCUGACAUCUAUUACUGCCUUGUGUUUAGUUGUAUUCGUGAAUGUGCCCCAUUAUUAUAUGUAUCGAUGAAAAUACUAUAGUCCUACAUAUGAUGGAAAGAAAAGUUGUGCUA
Messenger RNA from Mercurialis annua (annual mercury), 2070 nucleotides. Its product is annotated as beta-glucosidase 42. The record is from RefSeq and is a predicted model, not a curated record. NCBI's taxonomy places the organism in Eukaryota, Viridiplantae, Streptophyta, Magnoliopsida, Malpighiales, Euphorbiaceae. Gene Ontology annotation, biological process: cellulose catabolic process. The transcript is spliced from 13 exons. Gene Ontology annotation, molecular function: beta-glucosidase activity. Bases 225 to 1739 code for a protein of 504 amino acids.